CCGACGAUAGCAAAAGUAGAAGAAAGCAGUUUCAUUAUUUGCUCUCGUUCAAAAAGUGAAUGCAAAAUCAAUGGCUCCGAGAAUCAGAACCAUCGGAAUCUACGCUACUCAGAAAAAGUACUCAGUCGAUUUCUUUGGAGAAGAGUUUACCGUCACCGUAACACCGGAUCCUUCCGUCAUCGGUCAAUGGAUUCACGACGUCCUAUUCCACAGCCGCUUAUCCUCUCACCCUCUCGUUGUUGGAGUCGGCGUUCAGUGGACACCCUCUGGUUAUCACCCUGCUUCUCCACCGGUUAGUUAUCGCUCCGAUUCUUCUCCGGACAGUUAUCGCUCCGAUUCUCCACCGGUUUUUUAUAGCUCCGAUCCUCCGGCGGAUACUCUACAGCUAUGCGUUGGUAAGCGAUGUAUCAUCAUCCAGCUCUUUCACUGUGAACGCGUCCCGCAGGUCCUCCGUAAUUUCCUCGCGGAUCGAGAUUACACGUUCGUUGGUGUUUGGAAUAGUCAAGAUGCGGGGAAGUUAGAGCGAUCAAGACAUCAGUUGGAGAUUGCGGAGCUUUUGGAUUUGAGGAAGUACGUAUCAGAUUCGACUGGAAGGAGAACCAUGAGGGGUUGUUCGUUUGAGGAGAUUGUUGAGGAGAAUUUAGGUCAUCAAGGAGUGAGGCUAGAUCCACAGGUAAGCAUGAGCGAUUGGCGCGUUUACGACCUUGGCUACGAUCAGAUUCUUCAGGCGUCCAUAGAUGUUUAUGCGUGUUGCCAGCUUGCUAUUCUAGACCAUCUUUGGGAAGUUAAGUUUCAGUAAACGUUUCAGUGGAAUUCUAAUAAUGUUGUUAAUCUUUGAAUCCUUUUUUCUUUUGUUUGUUAGAGACAAAUCUUAAAUCUUUUCUUUGGUUAUUAGUUGUGAGUGAAAUUUCCCUUUUUUAGAUAGUUGUUUAUUUCUUCAUUGAGUAACUAGGAAAAAACAAAUAUUUAUAACUUUU
Molecule: messenger RNA, 977 nt
Organism: Arabidopsis arenosa
Lineage: Eukaryota; Viridiplantae; Streptophyta; Magnoliopsida; Brassicales; Brassicaceae
Source: the annotation of a GenBank genome assembly